GGGUCGCCUGGCGCCCCGGUCCCCGACCCCUCGCCUCGCUAGUCGCUUAGCGUGUAGCGAGGCGUGCAGUCGCGUCGGUAGACAUUCAGACUCGCUUCAAAACUAAAUUAUCUCACAAUGUACACAGUAACUCCAUUACCUAUUGAUUUGAAACCCCGUUUUUCACAUAACACCGACGAAAAACUCAUCUCAGCGGUCUACAAAAGGGAGCCUUUAUGGAACCCGGCUAGCGAGUUGCACAAAAACUCCGUCGUGCUAAAGAAACUGUGGCAUAGCAUUGCGCUUGAAUUGGGGAAAGACGUUACAUCAAUAAAGACGAGAUGGAAAAACCUGCGAGCGUACUUCAUAAAGGUCCACAGGAAAAGCGACUGUGGGGAUCAGAUGUCCACCAUAACGUGGCAAUUCUACGACCAGCUGUCAUUUUUAAAGCACUGCUCCCCAGGAUUAGAAGGAAUCGGAGAUAGGGUGCGGGUAGAGAACGAAGAUAGCAACUCAUCUAUUGGGGAAACGCUGGAGGAUAAUACAGACGACAAACCCAAUUCAGAUUCCGAUUCAUGUGCAAGCCAACCUCCAAGAAAGAAACCACGAAACAUUGCUCCAAGAAUUGAACUCGAAGUAGAAAGGAUCAAAGAAAUACCAGAAGCUGAAAAUUAUCAAGAAAGGAAUUACGAUGACCAACAGUUCUUCGAAAGUCUACUACCGUAUGUGAAGAAUAUACCCUUGAUGAGAAAGCUUAAAUUGCGUUGCAAGAUCCAAGAGAUGAUUCUAAAAGAGCUGGAAGCUGUUGAGAAUGACAUAGCACAGCAACAAGCUCGUUUCACUGAAGUAUACGUGGAGCCAGUAGUUCAGAAUAUAUCUAAACCGGUACCGGAAUUAGUAACUGUUAAGAAAGAACCUGGUGGAGAAGAUUGAGUAGAACUUUAAAGAAGUGUUUUAUGACGGGCAGAUUAUCGCGACUCCGUCCGGAAUUCCUGAUUUUUUGGAUCUUUUAUUAUUAAAUAUGAUUAUGGUAAACGAAGCCUAUAUGGCAUGUCAUCCAGGCAUAUUAUGACAUAGCUAUGAAAACCAUAUGAAUUGAGUACUUCCGGAAAUUAGCUGAGACUGAAAAAAUGGAAACAAUUAUUAUAUUAUGAUUUGCUGUUCCUCUUUAAUCAUCCAAUUUCAUGUUUGAUUAUUUUAUUAGAUUUUAUUUAAAGUACAGAUAAUAAUUUUUAUAUAAAUAUUUAAAGUACAAUUGUUUUUUAUAUAAUAGAGUUGAAAUUUUUAGUUUUGCAUUUAAAUACUUUGUAAUCAUUUAAUAUUCAUUUAAAAUCUAUUCGGUCAAACGCAGAUCUCUGAUCUUGUAUGUCAAAUAUAUAUAUGUUUAUAUAGAGAAAGAUAGUGUAGAGAUACGUAAACAACCAAAUAGAAGCUAAUAUGAAAUUGCUUCAGGGUAGGUAAUUCGAGCAAUAAAACAAAGUGAUAUUCAAAAACUUUUUUUAUUUUUUAUUACUUUCAAUUCAAAAAUCCAACAUGAUGUUAUGCAACCUAUAUUAUGCUCCCUUCCGUUAUAUUAUGAAAAAAAAUUAAAUGCACGAUCAUAACAUGUCUCAUUCAAACCUUUUUUAUUUUAUUUUAAAACUAAAUUAGAUAGUUACAGGAAAUAUGACACAAAAUAAAGGCAAUCUUCACGAUCUUAUCUAGGAAGGU
Molecule: messenger RNA, 1689 nt
Organism: Bicyclus anynana (squinting bush brown)
Lineage: Eukaryota; Metazoa; Arthropoda; Insecta; Lepidoptera; Nymphalidae
Exons: 2
Coding region: 118-912 (264 amino acids)
Biological process (GO): regulation of transcription by RNA polymerase II
Cellular component (GO): nucleus; transcription regulator complex
Molecular function (GO): DNA binding
Source: RefSeq, a predicted model, not a curated record